GCCUUCUGGUGAAUUAGCAGGGGCGGAGCGGCCGGGCCGUCAGAUCCGCCAACCCUGGCUGGAGUAGGGCCUUUCGGAUCCCCAAGUGCGGCCCGGGCUAAGACGCCGCCUUGCCGCCGGGCGGAGCAGCGUCUCCGCCUCCACUGGCGGGGACAAGCCGCAGCGACAGCGACAGCGCACAGCCGCCCGCGGGCCGGAGCCGCGAUGUUCCCCCGGGAGGCGAAGUGGAACAUCUCGUUCGCGGGCUGCGGCUUCCUCGGCGUCUACCACAUCGGCGUGGCCUCCUGCCUCCGCGAGCACGCGCCCUUCCUGGUGGCCAACGCCACGCACAUCUAUGGCGCCUCUGCCGGCGCCCUGACGGCCACGGCGCUGGUCACCGGAGCCUGCCUGGGUGAGGCAGGUGCCAACAUCAUCGAGGUAUCCAAGGAGGCCCGGAAGAGGUUCCUAGGCCCCCUGCACCCUUCCUUCAACCUGGUGAAGACCAUCCGGGGCUGCCUGCUGAAGACUCUGCCCGAUGAUUGCUAUGAGCGUGCCAGUGGGCGGCUGGGCAUCUCCCUGACCCGGGUGUCGGAUGGUGAGAAUGUCAUCAUCUCCCACUUCAACUCCAAGGAUGAGCUCAUCCAGGCCAAUGUCUGUAGCACCUUCAUCCCUGUGUACUGUGGGCUCAUCCCUCCCUCCCUCCAAGGGGUGCGCUAUGUGGACGGUGGCAUUUCAGACAACCUGCCACUCUAUGAGCUCAAGAACACCAUCACUGUGUCUCCGUUCUCUGGGGAGAGUGACAUCUGUCCUCAGGACAGCUCCACUAACAUCCAUGAACUUCGGGUCACCAACACCAGCAUCCAGUUCAACCUGCGCAACCUCUACCGCCUCUCUAAGGCCCUCUUCCCGCCAGAGCCCAUGGUGCUUAGAGAAAUGUGCAAGCAGGGCUACAGGGACGGCCUGCGCUUCUUGAGGCGGAACGGCCUCCUGAACCGGCCCAACCCCCUGCUGGCGCUGCCCCCCACCCGGGGCCCCAAGGAGGAGGACACAGAAGGGGCCAGCGGGGGCAUGGAGAGGACCAGUGCUGAGGAGCAGCUGCCUCCGCCCAUUGAGGACCACAUUCUGGAGCACCUUCCCACAAGACUCAAUGAGGCCCUGCUGGAGGCCUGUGUGGAGCCCAGGGACUUGAUGACCACACUGUCCAACAUGCUGCCCGUGCGGCUGGCCACGGCCAUGAUGGUGCCCUACACCCUGCCACUGGAGAGUGCUGUGUCCUUCACCAUCCGCCUGCUGGAGUGGUUACCCGACGUGCCCGAGGACAUCCGGUGGAUGAAGGAGCAGACGGGCAGCAUCUGCCAGUACCUGGUGAUGCGCGCUAAGAGGAAGCUGGGCAGUCACCUGUCCUCCAGGCUGUCCGAAACCACAGAGCUGCGCCGUGCUCGGUCACUCCCCUCUGUGCCCCUGUCUUGUGCCAGCUACCGGGAGGCGCUGCCCAGCUGGGUGCGCAGCAACCUCUCGUUGGGUGAUGUGCUGGCCAAGUGGGAGGAGUGCCAGCGCCAGCUGCUGCUGGGUCUCUUCUGCACCAACGUGGUCUUUCCACCAGAUGCCCUGCGCAUGCGAGCACCCACAGACCACCCCACACCUGCGGACCCCUCCGCCAUGGACCCCACACACCCCCAGCCCGCCGGGCCUGCCCCCGUGCUGAGUGCCCUCCGCCUGCCUGGCUGGGCCCCAGAACCUCCCUGUCCAGGAGCUCAGCUGCACUGGCCGGACCCUACUGCUGGCCUCUCCGGUUACCAGUGUGAAGUGAGGACUGGGACCCUUCACGCUGCAAAGAGGGGGUUCUCACAUGCACCCACUAACCACUCACUUGCUGCCCUGGGUGCAGAACUCUAGUGUUUGUGCCUUAGCCUCCUCCCCUGCCUGCCCCGCCCAGCAUAGGUUCCUCUUGAGAACCUCACACCUGCACCGCCUUCGUUUUUCUUGUUUUGCUGAAUGAUAUGUGUGAAGAAUUAUUUAUUUUCGCCAAGGUAUAUGUAAUAAAAUGCCACAGCUCAA
Molecule: messenger RNA, 2037 nt
Organism: Chinchilla lanigera (long-tailed chinchilla)
Lineage: Eukaryota; Metazoa; Chordata; Mammalia; Rodentia; Chinchillidae
Gene: Pnpla2
Product: patatin-like phospholipase domain containing 2
Biological process (GO): positive regulation of triglyceride catabolic process; lipid homeostasis; triglyceride catabolic process
Cellular component (GO): lipid droplet; cytoplasm; membrane
Molecular function (GO): triacylglycerol lipase activity
Source: RefSeq, a predicted model, not a curated record